AUGGUCGCAGUGUGGGCGUACAAGUUCCCUCACCUCAACAAACUGUUGAGAGCUGUUCUCUGGUUCAGUCCUCCAGGGAUGCUUCAGAAGGUGAAAACUCUGGAGGGGAGCAACGAUGGAGUGACCAGCAUUGAGUUUGACCCCUCGGGUCUACAGCUCUUAGCUGGAUCUUACGACAACACUGCGCGCCUAUGGAGUCUGAAGGACUGUGAGUUGAAGCACACUUUGUCAGGUCACAGUGCAAAGGUCACAGCGGCAAAGUUCAAGUUUUAUUGUCGAGAAGCUGUCACAGGAAGCCACGACAGGACAAUCAAAGUCUGGGACCUGAGCAAAGCUGCCUGUGAGUAAGUU
Rhincodon typus (whale shark) is the source of this 351-nucleotide messenger RNA. Its product is annotated as protein Atg16l2-like. Gene Ontology annotation, molecular function: protein binding. The record is from RefSeq and is a predicted model, not a curated record. Gene Ontology annotation, cellular component: autophagosome membrane. Gene Ontology annotation, biological process: negative stranded viral RNA replication; autophagosome assembly. The transcript has 4 exons. NCBI's taxonomy places the organism in Eukaryota, Metazoa, Chordata, Chondrichthyes, Orectolobiformes, Rhincodontidae. Bases 1 to 348 code for a protein of 115 amino acids.